Messenger RNA from Colletotrichum acutatum, 1098 nucleotides. RefSeq lists its product as uncharacterized. The transcript has 2 exons. The record is from RefSeq and is a predicted model, not a curated record. NCBI's taxonomy places the organism in Eukaryota, Fungi, Ascomycota, Sordariomycetes, Glomerellales, Glomerellaceae. The coding region runs from base 1 to 1098 and encodes 365 amino acids.
AUGAGUGCCCGAGGCGGAAGCCGACCACCUCCUCGAGGCCGCCCAAACAAGGUGACGAAGCCUACAGCCGGCCUCAAGAGGGACGCCCACGGCCGCGCCAGCCGACACUCCUCCGUGGCUGCCGACCAGCUCGAGCAGCUCGCCCACGAUGCGGAGGCCGAGGCCGAACACGAAGAUGACGACGAGAUAACCGCCCCUCCCCAACAUCACCAACAUCAUCACCAGCAGCAACACCACCCGCACCCUUUUGAUCUAGCCACCGCAGGCAUCCUAGCCAACGGUCCCUCUGGCACAGUACCCGGCGCUGACCCCGAUAUCCAUCCCGACCUACACGGCCUGCCGGCCCAGUUCGCCAUGGAAGCCCAGAUGGGUGGGCAUGGUCCUGGCGGCAUGUCGAGGACGGCUGAAGACCUCGCCUCCGAGAGUGGGUACGGCCAGCUACUCAUCGACAGUGCUCUCGCCAAGAGACUGGCCAACAACGAAGGAGAGCGACUCGCCGUACAGCGCCGCCAGGAUCAAACUCUGAACCUCAAGAGAAGAAGCAAUGUCGAGGCCCUACUGGCCCACGUAUCGGGACAGGAAGCUCAUAGUCCCUGCAAGAGUUGCCAUAAAGGAUAUGGACCCUGGAAUGGAUGUGUGGUCGUCAGUGGCCAAAUGUGUGGUAGCUGCGCCAACUGCUGGUUCAACGCGAGCGGCUCACGCUGUUCUUUCCAUGAGAACAACCUCCCUCAGCACAUGCCAGCCAUACAGCUGCAACCUGUGCCACAGGUGUCGGCGAAUACAAGCUUUGCCGGCACAGCGCCGAUGGCUCCCGGCAUGGCCCCCGCAGGACCCAGCUUCGGACAGCCAGGCGCCGAUCCGACCAUCGCCCAUUUCGUGAAAGAUGUGUUGGACAGAGCCAUGACGGAGGCACGGAGCGAUAACCCCCACGUUCGAUUCCAGCUCCGGAUCGAAACGGCGGCGCGGCAGCUAGCAUUGGCUAGCGCCGAGUACGCCGAGUUUCUUGCUCAGCAGGGGGGUCACGAUCCGAGUCAGCAUCCCGACCCAGAGGGCUCCGUUCCGGAGGCGGCGAUGGGGGAGGGGGACAACGGAGCGUGA